AUGGGUAAAUGCUGGAAUAAUUUCCUGUUGCUCUUAGUCUGCGCUUGCAUAGGGGCGCAGCAAAAGACAUUAACUUUAAACUUUACACAUUCUCUCUAUAAUGCAACUAUAUUUGAGAAUUCAAUUCCAAAAACCUUUGUUGAAUGCCCUAUUAAAAUGGGCAUUUUCAUAUUGGAUCGGUUCUGGGAUAUAUCAUACAGAAUAGAAUCUGGAGACCACAAACAUUUGUUCAAAGCUGAGGAGCAUGUUUUGGGUGACUUCAGUUUCCUGCGAAUAAAGACAAAAGGGGGACGUUCUGCCACACUCAACAGGGAGGUAAACGACCAGUACAUUUUUACUGUACUAGCAGUUGAAAGGCACUCAGGUGUAGAGGCACGAACACAAGUUAAACUGCAAAUUCUGGACACAAAUGACCACAGUCCUCUGUUUUCACCAACGAUCUAUAGCAUUACAGUACCUGAAAGCACUGCGAUAUAUACCAGCAUAGGCAAAGUCUCAGCAACAGAUGCCGACACCGGGACCAACGGAGAAUAUUAUUUCAGCUUCAAAGAGUGGACGUCUGUGUUCUCAGUCCAUCCUACAAGUGGUGUCAUAACUCUGACCGGCAAGCUGGACUACCUAGAUGUGCCGCGGUAUGACAUUGAUGUGCUUGCCGUGGACAGAGGCAUAAAACACCACGGGAGCGGCGGAGUCAGCAGUACAGCGAAACUGACGGUGCAGGUAUUGCAAGCCAACGUGCAUUCACCUGUUGUCACUGCUAUUCUUUUAACUCCAUGGAACACUACCCAGGAUCCUAGCUAUGCUUUUUUGACUGUGGAAGAUGACGAUGAAGGGGAGAAUGGAGAGAUAGCGUCUUUGGACAUAGUGGCUGGGGAUCCAUUCCAGCAGUUUAAGGCCAUUAGAGUGAGCCCUCAAAUGAAGGAAUACAAGAUCAAAGCCAUCAAAGAGGUUGCAUGGGAGGGAUAUAACUUUGGAUAUAACCUUACCUUGCAUGCCAAGGAUAAGGGAAAUCCACCCAGGUUUUCUUCAGCAGUAACUGUAAAGGUGAAACCCCCACAUGACAUCUUGGAAUCACUUAAGUUUGAAAAAAGUAUCUACAGGGUUACUAUCAGUGAGUUUGCUCCUCCACACUCUCCAGUAGUUACCGUCAGAGCUAUGACACGGUAUGUAAAUAUGAAGUAUUUAAUACAGUAUAGGAUUAAACAGCACAACUACCCAUUCACUAUUAAUCCAAACACUGGCCUCGUAACCACUGUGGAACCUCUCCAGGCAGAGCACGUUAGCCAGUAUGAGUUUAAUGUAAUUACUAGCGAUAGACGAGCUGAAACUAAGAUAGUGGUCAAUGUCAAAGAUAUGAACAGCAAUGCUCCGAAGUUUGAACAGCCUGCAUACGAAGCCAGUGUUGAUGAGCACAUGCCAAUAGGUAGUAGCAUUUUAGCCGUGCAUGCUAGAGAUGUUGACAGUGGGGACAAUGGAUAUGUUACUUAUAGCAUCGUCAAUGUGAACAAACAGCCCUUUGCGAUCAAUUAUUUCACUGGUGUAAUAAGCCCUUCUGAGGAUUUGGACUACGAGGUAAUGCCAAGUAAGUUCUAUUUAAGGAUUCGAGCAUCUGACUGGGGCACCCCUUUCCGCCGAGAAGCAGAAGUUAUGGUCUCAAUCACCCUGAUCAACCUUAAUGAUAACCAGCCACUCUUUGAAAAUAUCGACUGUAAUGUGUCUGUGCCGAGAUCUUUACGAGUCGGUGAACAAAUAACAGUGGUGUCUGCCAUUGAUGCAGAUGAUUUAGGACUUGUGCUCUAUCAUAUUACAGCUGGUAAUGACAAGGGCCUCUUUGAUCUUCAUCCAAAUUCUGGUACACUAACCCUUAAAAAGUCAUUAAUUGACAGGGAUGGAAAACAGCAACUUUUUUCUAGUAUAGAAAUAACAGCAAAUGAUGGAGAGAUAUCUAGUUUCCCCAUGAAUUUGACUAUAAGCUUUGUUAGUGAUUUGAAAGAAAUUUAUUUGAAUUGUGUGGAAACUGGAGUUUUGGAAACUUUUUCUAGGAUUCUCUUUUUUGGCCCCAAAGUGCACAAUGAAAGGCAAUAUUUGGCUGAAUUUUUAGACAUGCAUUCAGUUAACAACCAUUCCCCAAAAUUUAUAGACUCCACUCCGAGUCUAAUAGAGGUUAAAGAGGACCUUCCAGUGGGGACAAGCAUAUUAUUUCUCAAAGCAGCAGAUAAUGACAGUGGCUUCAAUGGGAAAUUGCUUUUUGUCAUCUCAGGGGGAAACUUUGACAAUUGUUUAAUGAUUGAUACAGAUACUGGUUGGCUUAAAAUUAAUGAACCUCUUGAUAGAGAAGUAACUGACCACUACACUCUUAACAUAACAGUGUAUGACCUUGGUUUACCACAAAAAGCCUCAUCACAUAUUUUAGAGAUCCAGGUGCUGGAUGUCAAUGAUAAUAGCCCAGAGUUCUUACAGAAUGAGUACUCAGUGGAUGUUAGAGAGGACAGUGUUGUGGGCACAGAUGUCAUCGAACUAGAAGCCAUAGAUAAGGAUUUGGGGACCAAUGGGAAAGUUAGAUACUGCUUUCUGACCAAAACAGACACAUUUAUUAUAAAUGAAGAGACAGGGAUUGUAACAGUUCAAAGCCCACUGGACAGAGAGGCAACCCCAUCCUUUGCUUUGAAGGUUGCUGCUUACGACAAAGCAACCGAAGAGCCUCAGCUGAUAUCCUCCGUUAUACUUAACAUCAUGUUAGCGGAUGUAAAUGACAACGUGCCUACCUUUUCACCCCUCUCCUACCAUGUGAGGGUGAGAGAGGAUAUCCCAGUGGGCACCUUGAUCCUGUGGCUGGAGGCACAUGAUCCUGACUUGGGUCAGUCCGGUCAAGUGAGAUACAGCUUGACCAGCGAUGCGGACGGAAGCUUUUACGUGGAUAAAGUGAGCGGAGCAGUGUACCUCUUUCAGACCCUUGACUUCGAGAGGAAACAGGUCUAUAACCUGACAGCAGAGGCUAGAGACAGGGGAAAACCCAUUUCUUUAUCCUCAACGUGCUGCAUUGAAGUGGAGAUAGUGGACGUCAAUGAGAACUUGCAUCGUCCAUCUUUCCCUUUCUUUGUGGCCUGUGGAAAUGUGACUGAGGAUGCCCGUCCUGGAGCUUCUGUAACGAAAGUGACUGCUUAUGAUGAGGAUGAAGGAAGAGACGGGGAAAUACGCUACGCUAUACAUGAGGGCUCAGGCCUUGGAGUAUUCACCAUUGAUGAAAUGAGCGGUGUCAUAAGGACACAGGAGCUACUGGACCAUGAGACCACUGCUCAUUACUGGCUGAUUGUUUAUGCCACAGACAAGGCAGUAGUGCCACUCUCAUCCUCUGUGGAGGUCUACGUUGAAGUUCAGGAUGUUAAUGACAAUGCUCCAGAGACAUCAGAGCCAGUCUACUGCUCCUCUGUGCCAGAGAACUCUCCCAAAGAUGUCUCCAUCAUCUGGAUCCAAGCCUUUGAUCCUGACUCCAAAAGCAGUGACAAACUAACGUAUGAGAUAACCGGUGGGAAUCUGCAGGGAUUUUUUACCAUUAACUCACAGACAGGUUUGUUGACAACAACCUCCCAAAAGCUGGACCGUGAAGAGCAAGAAGAGCAUACGCUUGAAGUCACCAUUUCUGAUAAUGGCAGUCCAGCCAUGUCUACAGCUGUGCACGUGGUCGUGAAGGUGCAAGACGAGAAUGACAAUGCUCCUCAAUUCCUUGAGAAGGUCUAUAAAAUCAAGGUAGUGGAGCGGGCGGAGGCUAUCGAAAGGGAGCCGAUUUAUCGCAUCAUUGCUCGUGACAGAGAUGAGAGUCCUCACUCUGAGAUCUCAUACACCAUAGAAGAGGGUGAGGAGUCUAGGAGGUUCUUCAUUGAGCCACAAAGUGGGCUGGUCUCCUCCAAAGAGGCUUUCUCAGUGGGAGAAUAUCAUAUUCUCACGAUUAAAGCAUUGGACAGCGGGCAUCCUCAGAAGUCAUCGAGCUGUCAUUUGCACAUUGAGUGGAUUGCAAAACCUGAACUACCUAAAGAGGAACUAAUGUUUGAGGAGAUCUCACUCCAGUUUUCUGUCAUGGAGAGUGAUCCAGUUGGCCAUAUGGUGGGAGUCAUCAGCACACAGCCUCUUGACUCCCCUGUCUGGUUUGAUAUCAAAGGAGACGCAUAUGAUAAAGAAGCGUUUCACAUCGUCCAGAUGGCUUGUGACCUGAACUGUAGGCCAGAAGGUGGAAAUGGUGGCAGGUGGUAUACUCUUGAGAAGGGCAGUGGUACUAUCAUCAUUGCCAAACCACUGGAUGCAGAACAGCGGUCACAUUACAAUCUAACAGUGGAAGCAACAGAUGGAACCAGGUCCACCAGCACCCAGGUCUUAAUCAAGGUUAUUGACACUAAUGAGCAUCAACCCCAGUUUGCUCAAGCUAAGUAUGAAAUCAACAUUCCAGAGGAGACCCAACCAGGAACGAAGAUACUCAAGAUCAGUGCUACAGAUAAAGAUGAUAAGAAAAAACUAUCCUACAAGCUACUGAGCAGUACAGACCCACACAGCCUUAAGAACUUUCGUCUAGACCCUUGGACAGGCUUUCUAUAUACUGCUGAGGAACUAGAUCACGAAACCAUGCACAGGCACAUCCUAACUGUUAUGGUCCGAGAUCAGCAUGUCCCUGUGAAGCGUAACCUGGUGAGAGUGAUCAUCCAUGUUGAAGAUAGAAACGACAAUGCUCCAUGGUUCACCAGCUCUCAGUACUCUGGUCAGGUGUUUGAAUCAGCUGCGAUUGGCUCAGCUGUAUUACAGGUCACUGCUUUGGACAAAGACAAAGGCCAGAAUGCUGAGAUCCUCUACAGUAUAGAAUCAGGAGAUGAUAGUAAUUCCUUUGAAAUAGACAUGAUCUUGGGAAUAAUAAAGGUCGCAGAGGAACUUGGCUGCACCAACAGGAGUCAGUAUGAGCUGAAGGUGAAAGCAUCAGAUAAAGGAGAUCCACCGCUGAGUGUUUUUACAACAAUCUAUAUCACAGUCACCAUUUCCAAUAAUGCAGAGCCAAAGUUCAAUCCCAGCCCAAUCUCUGUUGAGAUCAGUGAGGCAGCCCCAGUUGGGACUUUUGUGACUAUGGUCACAGCCUCCAGUCAGUCAUCUGUCUUAUAUCAAAUCAAAGAAGGAAACACAAAUGGCACAUUUGACAUCAAUCCAAACUCAGGUUCUAUUGUUACCAGAAGGAAGCUGGACUACGAGACCCUGUCUUCGUAUAAAUUGACUGUGCAAGGUACAAACAUGGCUGGAAUGUCUAGUGAUGUCAUGCUGCUUGUUUUUGUAAAAGACGUGAACGACAAUGCCCCUGUCUUCACUCAGACUGAAUUUAUGGGGUACAUUAGCGAAGCAGCUACACUAAGGACAGUUGUCCUGACUAAUGAAGAUGCUCCACUUGUCAUUCAUGCAACAGAUGCUGAUGAGAAAGCAAAUGCCAGGCUUGUCUAUCAGAUUGUGGAGCCAUUUGCUCGCAACUACUUUGCCAUCGAUUCUGGCGCAGGAGUAAUUCAGACAAUCAGCAGCCUUGAUUAUGAGUAUCGACGUGUGUUCCACUUCACGGUGCAAGCCCAUGAUGCUGGCGUGCCGUGUUUGUUUACGCAGAGUGUUGCCAGUGUGACGGUGUAUGUCAUUGAUGUCAAUGAUUGCAACCCAAGAUUCAGCCAGGAUUUCUUUGAAGCAACCCUACUUCUGCCAACAUACAAGGGAGUAAGAGUGAUCACAUUAAAUGCUACAGAUGAUGACUCUCUACCCAAUGCCAAGCUCUUGUUCUCUAUUUUAGAUGGGAACACUAGGAACAACUUCAAGAUUGAUCCUAUUUUGGGUGAGAUUUUUGUGCAGAAUGCCACACAGCUACACAGCAGGUACAUUCUGACUGUCAGGGUCUCUGAUGGAAAGUUUACAAGUACUGCUAUGGCAAAAAUCACUGUUCAAGAGAACAAAGCCCAUGGUCUGAAAUUCACCCAGGAAAUAUUCACUGCCUCCAUACAGGAGAACUCUUCAGAGAGGGAAACCUUGGCUAUUAUUGCUGCAGUCGGGAACAAAAUAGAUGAACCUCUAUUAUAUUCCAUUCUGAAUCCAGACAGGAGAUUUGAUAUAGGUCAUACCUCUGGGGUUCUCUUUACCACUGGGAUACCAUUUGAUCGAGAGGAACAAGACACAUUUGAUGUGAUUGUGGAGGUUACCAAAGAGAAGAACGGAGUUGGAACUGCCCAUGUGCUUGUGAAAGUCACUGUUGAAGAUGUCAAUGAUAAUGCACCACUGUUUGUCAACCUGCCCUAUACUAUUGUUGCUCAGAUGGAUGCUAUAGUUGGAACUGUUUUUAGGCAGGUAACUGCAGUGGACAGGGAUGUUGACAGAAAUUCAGAGAUUAAAUACCAUUUGAAAGGGGGUGAUAAAUAUUUUCAGAUAAAUCCCUCUGGUGAAGUCUCCCUAAAAAGGCUAUUUGAACAGGAAAGUCUCAACACAAGGUUUUUGCUUAAAGUUAUAGCUGUGGAUGGUGGUCAUGAGCUCCUUUCCUCAACAGCAGAGAUGACAAUUACUGUUGUAAACAAAGCCACACCAGUGUUCGAAAGACCUUUUUAUAAAAUUGAAAUUCCCGAGAAUGUGCUGUUACAUACUUCAGUAGUGCAGGUCUUAGCAAAUGAGUCUGUUGGGACCCGUACAGUCUACAAGAUCUAUGAGGGAGACCUGUUUGGUCAUUUUUCCAUUAACUUUAACACUGGAGUCAUAGAAGUGAUUAAACCAUUGGACUAUGAGACACACCCUGCACACAGGAUAAUUAUCCAUGCAGUAGACUCUCUAACUGGGGCUCAUGCUGAAGUUUUUGUAGACAUAAUUUUAGAGGAUAUCAACGACAAUGCACCCAUGUUUGAUAUGAAGUCAUAUAACAUUAGUAUCUCUGAGUCUGUUAUGAUAGGUGCUUCAGUAUUGCAAAUUACUGCUAGAGACUCAGACAGUGGGAUCAACAAAGAAAUAUUCUAUCAUUUGUAUGCAAAAAAUGGGUCUAAUUCAGAGCACUUCAGAAUAGAUGAUCAAAGUGGGGUUAUCUGGACUACUGCUAUGUUGGACCAUGAAACGGAGCCGAAGCAUGAGCUGACCAUAAAAGCUUUGGAUUGUGGAGUUCCUCAGCUGUACAGUAUGGUCACAGUGGUAAUACAUGUUACUGACCUAAAUGAUAACCCACCUGUAUUUUCACAUCAACUAUACAAUGCUACUGUCAGUGAGCUCUCACCUCCAGGUCAUUUUGUUGCCCGUGUUUAUGCUUCUGAUGCUGACAGCACUGAUAUUGCAAAACUGGAGUUUUUUUUUCUAUCUGGGAAUGAGGACAGUGUCUUUGGUAUUGAUAAGAGCAGUGGAGUAAUUGCCAUUGCAAGCCACCAAAGGCAAAAACUGGAGAGUAUCUAUAACUUAAUAGUAUUUGCCACUGAUGGAGUUUUCAGAGCUCUGGCUAAGGUAAAAGUUGAUGUGAUAAGUGCAAAUAAGUAUAGCCCACUGUUUACACAAGACAAGUAUGUUGUUGAACUUCUGGAGAACUCUCCUUUAGGGACACUGGUUGCCUGGGUGCAGGUGCAUGACCAGGAUCCUGGAGAAUAUGGUGAAGUUACAUUAUUUAUUGUAAAUGAUGUGGCCCAAGACAAAUUCACUGUAAAUGCUGAUGGGCAGAUUCACACAGCUGAAAGCUUUGAUCGAGAGAAUGCAGCAGAGAAAGUGAUCCCUAUAAACAUACUUGCUAAGGAUGGAGGAGGAAAAGUGGGCUUUUGCACUGUUGUUGUACUUCUGUCGGAUGUAAAUGACAAUGCACCAAAGUUUAGGCUAUCCGAGUAUAAAGCCACAGUCUGGGACACUGUUCCCAUAGGAAUGACUGUGAUAAAAAUAUCAGCUGUGGAUGAUGAUGAGGGAAGUAAUGCUGACAUUGUAUAUACCAUGGACUCAGACAUUGGACACUUUGAAAUUCACCCCUUUAGUGGGGCAGUUGUCACAAAAGGAAGUCUAAUGGAACUACAAAAUGCAAUGUUUUCCUUCUAUGUGAAGGCUAAAGAUUCUGGAAGCCCUUCAAAACAAUCUGUUGUUCCGGUUUCAAUUACAAUACUUCCUUCUGAUUUGCCUGUGCCAAUGCUUGCUGAAACAUUGCUUCAGCUGGAACUUGCAGAGGAUCUCCCAGUUGGGACUGAGCUAUAUGUCAUCCAGUCUAAAAGCAAAGAUCCUAUGCUCUAUAGGCUUAUAAGGGGAAACAUUCCAGAGAGUAACAGAGAUGAUGCAUUUGUCAUUGAAACUAACACUGGAAAGCUAAAACUCACCAAACGACUUGACUAUGAGACUACUAAAUGGUAUCAGCUCUCAGUACAGGUCCAGGGCACUGCAGAGCACAUGGAGCUAACCUCAGUCAUAGACAUAAAUAUACAAUUAAAAGAUGUAAAUGACAACAACCCACAGUUUGACUCAUGCACUUACAAGUCUUUCAUUGUUGAGAACUUACCAGGAGGCACCUCUGUAGUCCAGGUAAGGGCUAUGGACUUGGACUCUGGAGUGAACGGUCAGGUCGUAUAUAGCCUAGCUGAGAAUCAGGAGAACCCUGAGAUUCUGGAGUUGUUUGCUGUGGACAGCAGGACAGGAUGGGUCACCACUGUCUCAGAGAUAGACAGGGAGAAAAAAGACAUGUAUACAAUAAUAGUUAUCGCCACAGAUAGAGCACCAGAGUUGCAGAUGACUGGCACCACCAUUGUGGAGGUGGCUGUGGUGGAUGUGAAUGACAAUCCUCCGGUGUUUACUGAGGCAGUGUACAAGGCUGCAGUGAGGGAGGAUGAAUCUGCACCAGGCACUGUCAUAACCACGCUGAGCAUCACAGACAAUGACAGUGAGGAGAUCAACAGGAGAUUCAGUUGCUUCAUCACAAGUAAAGAACCUCAGGGCCUGUUUCUGGUGGGAUAUGUGUACAGUGCUUGCACAGUCAUGGCUGGCAAAACCUUGGACAGAGAGGACAGGGAGCAUUAUGUCCUGAAUAUAACAGCCACAGAUGGAACCUACAUGGCCAAGACUACUGUAGAUCUCACAGUUCUUGAUGCAAAUGACAAUGACCCUGUCUGUGAGAAGGGUCUGUAUGCUGUAAAGGUUCCAGAAAAUUCCCCAGCAGGAAAACUCAUCCUGCGGGUUUCAGCCACUGAUCCAGAUAUCAAGUCAAAUGCUGAAAUUAUAUAUCGCCUAACCGGAGGUGGGGAUGACUCUUUCAGAAUUGAUUCUGCUACAGGUACACUGGAGACACUGCUGCCCCUUGACCGAGAGAAGAGAGAUGUGUAUAACGUUACAGUGCAGGCGUUGGACGGGGAGAAUCGCUUCUGUCAGGCUGAUGUGUUAAUCACCGUUGAAGACAUUAAUGACAAUGCCCCUAUAUUCACCUCUGACAUGUACCAUGUUAAUGUCCUUGAGAACACACAGCCCGGGGCCUGUCUGGCACGUCUGCAGGCCUCCGAUGCCGAUACUGGGCUGAACAGUAAAAUCAGCUAUUCAUUCGAAUACUCUGCUGGAGGCCUGUUUUCUAUUGAGGAGCAGUCUGGGAUCAUCAGCCUAGUGAAGCCUCUGAACAGACCAAAGAAGGCCUCAUACAGGUUGAGGGUUUGCGCUGUGGACCACGGUGCCCCCCGGAGGCUCUCCUCGCUUUGCUCUGUGGAGGUGGCCGUGGUGGGGGCUAACAACCAUCCUCCUUUGUUUGAGCAGAGGGACUACGUCUCCACGGUGCCUGAAGACAUAGCUGUAGGGACCCAGCUUCUGACGGUUUUUGCAGCCGGCAGAGAUGUGCAGUCCAACGGUCAUACGUGGUACUCUAUCACGGCUGGCAAUGAGAAGGGUGCAUUCAGGAUCAACUCUCAAACAGGUGACAUCUUUGUGAUUGCACGGCUGGAUUACGAGGCGUCGCGUCAGCACUACUUGACAGUGAAGGCCACGUCUGGUGGGGAGGAGGCACUGAGCGACACAGCCACCGUCACCAUCCAUCUGACAGAUGUCAACGACAACUGUCCUGUUUUCAGCCAGGAGGUCUACUCAGCAGCAGUCCAGGAGGACUCCGAGGCUGGCUGCUCAGUGUUAACUGUGUCGGCGAGUGACUUCGAUGGGCCUUCAAACAAUCGACUGCGCUUUUCCAUUGCGGCUGGUUACGAGGGCAGCCCGUUCAUCAUAGACACAGUCAGCGGGGUAGUGAAAGUGGCUCAUCAGUUAGACAGAGAAAAGGUUGCUGGGUACAAGCUGACAGUUUUGGCUUCAGACAGUGGAAAUCCUCCCAAAUCAAGCACUGCUGCAAUCAAUAUAACAGUGGCUGAUGUCAAUGAUAAUUCCCCCAUCUUCUCCCAGGUUAACUACAGCCUCGUCAUACAGGAGAGUCUGCAUUCAGGAGCCAGUGUCUUGCAGCUCAGCGUGACAGACAAUGAUUCCCCCGAAAAUGGACCCCCAUUCUCCUACAACAUCUUCAAGGGCAAUGAGGGAAAGCUCUUCAGUAUAGACCAUCAGGGAGUUGUUAGGACCACGGCGUCACUCAAGAGUAUAGGAAAGAAUGAAUAUGCUGUGUAUGUGCAGGUCUCUGACAGUGGCCAACCUCCUCUCCAGUCAUCCGCCCUCCUCAACAUUCACAUAGCUCAAGCAAGUGUGUAUCCUCCAUGUGUGUUUCCCCAAGAGAUCUUCAUCCUGGUCCUAGGAGAGGAGUUCCCAGGAGGCUUUAUUGGGAAGGUGCAUGCAACUGACCCAGAUGAGUAUGACACCCUCACAUACAGUUUCGAACCGCCGCUCAACAACCUGUUCUCUGUGUCUGGCGCGGAUGGCCACCUGCUGGCUUACGGAGGCCUGGACGUGGGCUACUACCUGCUCAACAUCUCGGUCAGCGACGGCCGCUUCUCUGCCUCGGCCGGCGUCACCGUGCACGUGCGGCGGAUCACACAGAGGAUGCUGGACCGCUCCGUGUCGGUACGCUUUGCCGGCAUCAAUGCCACGCAUUUCAUCCAUGACCACUGGAGGAACAUCCAGCGUGUCCUCUGUGGCAUCGCAGGCACCCGUGUGGCUGGGGUUCAGAUCCUCAGCCUGCAGCCGGUGGAAGCCAAUGACCUUGACGUGCUCAUGUCCUUGGAGGGGUCUGGAAGUAGUCACUCUUUCCUGGAGCUUCUCUUGCACAAGCUCAACACUUCCUCCACAGUUCCUGCGAGGCUCAGCAGCCUGAGAGUGGUGAGUGUUACACCUCGCUGGUGCACAGACACUGAGCGUCUGGGACGUGUGUGUGGACGGGUGGUGACCCUGGACCCAAGCAGCAUGGUGGUUUCUGGCACAAGCAGAGUGAGCUACGUCACACCACAUUACCGCAUCACUCCUAGAUGUAUCUGCAAAGGUGAAAAAUGCCCUGAAAGAAGACAAGGGUGUUCAAAUAACAUAUGUCCAGAGGGCUAUUAUUGUAUGUCCUUCCAAGGAAAAGACAAAUAUCACUGCAUAUGCCAAGAGGGUAAAGAGGAAAAAUGCAGUAGUGGUUCUUUAAUGAGGUUCAGUGAGAAAAGCUACAUCAAAUAUCAUUGGAGAAGGAACACUACAGAAGUAAUUAAGUUUUCUCUUAGGUUUAAAACUCUUUCUAGCCAUGGAACAGUGAUGAUUGUUAAAGGAAGAGGCUAUAGCAUUCUGGAGGUAGCAGAAGGCAGGCUGCAGUGCCAUUUGGACUGUGGCAGUGGGCUCGCUACCAUGCCUGUGCACAGGACUGCUGUAAAUGAUGGUCACUGGCACACCGUGGAGAUGGAGGUAAAGAGAAGCCAUGCCAGGCUGGUCCUGGACCACCUCCACUCCGCCUCAAGCAUCCUGUCUGGUGCGUACCCCUGCCUUGGCCUGGAUGUCCAGGUGAUCCUUGGCAGACAUACUGGGUUACUUGGCUCUCGGCCCAGGCGUACACUGUCCGUCUCCAGCAGCCUGCAGGGAUGCAUGGACCUGGUGCGCCUUAAUGAGCACAGCCUCCUCCUGCGUUCAGAAGCACUGUCAGGAAUUGCAUUAGACGACAUGGCAGAAGUAAUGCCAGGCUGUGACAUGAACUCAACUCCAGACACAGACUGCUCAAGCAACCCCUGCCUCAAUGGAGGACACUGCUCUCAGAGGCGUAGUGGAGGCUAUUACUGCAUGUGUAAUAAUUUAUUCAUGGGAGUUCACUGUGAGUUCAGUAUGAGUCCAUGUGCUUCCAACCCCUGUCUGUAUGGUGGAGUAUGUAUACAAAACAACAAUGAGUACUACUGCCGCUGUCGAGGACAGUACACUGGCCAAAGAUGUGAGAUUGGGCCAUACUGCAAGGAGAAUCCAUGUAUGAAUGGUGGACAUUGUAUUGACAGUCUGGAUGGGCCUGUCUGUGAGUGUAAAGCCGGAUUCAAGGGAGAAAGGUGCUUGGCUGACAUGGACGAAUGUUUGCAGCUUCCUUGCCUAAAUGGAGGCUGGUGCACAAACACCCAUGGCUCCUUCAAUUGUAGCUGUCAGCCGGGCUUCAGCGGGCGGCUGUGCGAGAUGCACGGUGACGGCCACGACAUUUUCAUCUCCUCUUCCUGGAACGUUGAUCUGGCUGAACCGGCAGUGAUACUCUUCUUGGCCAUCUUCUUCUUGGCGGUGUUAAACAUCCUCGUCUGUCACACCUACUGCAAGAGCAGCAAAGAGGAGCAAGAGAGAGAAAUACACAGAGCCGCUGAGGCCUACACCCAGAGGGCUUAUUUGGACAACCGGCCCGGUAGAAAGACCUUUCUGGGCACCCCACCACCAGUCCCACUGAAACCUGUGUCUUACACCCCCAGUGCUUCUGGAGACCCUAGUAAGGCCAUGGAUUCAGGCUCCAUGCCUGAGUUCAGUUCCCUUACUCCAGAUGUGAGACUUGGCCCUAGAAAGAUGGUGGCUGUGUGCAGUGGAUCACCCAGCCUACCCCAGUGCAGAGACUCCUGCUUGCCCACAGACAGUGAAUCUGUGCAAAAGUCAGACAUGGAUGAGGAUGAUAAUGAAAGCGCAGCAGAAACAAACGUUUACUUGCCAGUUGGAGAGGAGAGGUCAGCCAGUAAAAGAGAAAAUUCACAUGAGGCUUCUGACCUCAAGAAUCCAAGAGGUUACUACUAGGACACCUCAGACUGGAUGCAGAGUGGUCAGGGUCCUGGGUUUCAGAGCCUUUAUGAGUUUGUGCAGAUGCCCUCCAUGUGCCCUGACAUUACUGACAUGUACCCCAGACCUCAUACCACUGACACAGAGUACCUUGCUAGAGGUUCUGUAGAACCUUCACCUCACAAUAAUCAGAACUCUCAUUCCAAAUGCAAGCACAAAGCUGCAUGACCACAGGCCAACACCACCAUCCCAGCAUCACCAGUACCAUGCUGUACCACCAGGUGUCUGCAGCAGCACAACCUGGAUCAUUCACAGAAUUAGAAAGCCCAGACAGUGCAUCUUGGUUCAAUACAAGGACCAUUUAAAUUUACAUCAGGAGAUAUUGACUCUGAAACUGCUAGGCAGGGGCACCAAGAGACCUUCCCAGUUUGCUUCAUACCUCCACUCUGUCCCUGUCAGAAAAUGGUGAUGAACUACAUUUAAUAAUCAGUGAGUGUCAGAGUCUUGAAAAUGUUUCUCGUGAUAUCAUCACACCAGUGCUGGAUGAAGACGCUGUGUACGCUGAAGGCUAAAAUGUUCUUAGUGUGUAUGGUCUUAUGUGUGCUCAAAUGUAUUUUGUCACUUUCUCUACAAUCUCUGAUACAUAUACAGAAAUGUGUAGUUUAUGUGUUGAACUGCAGCACUAAGUGGUCAGUAAAAGUGCUACAUUAUGUGCUGUUAUUUUCGUGUUUUAACAG
Messenger RNA from Electrophorus electricus (electric eel), 13838 nucleotides. NCBI's taxonomy places the organism in Eukaryota, Metazoa, Chordata, Actinopteri, Gymnotiformes, Gymnotidae. The record is from RefSeq and is a predicted model, not a curated record.